AUGGCAGACCGGCAAGUAACUCAGCAGAACAUAAUCGGUCUGCUGGGCAAGCUAGAUGACCCCGACGCCGAUUUGCGGUAUAUGUCCUUGAACGACCUCUAUGGGAUCCUGAGCAAUCCCCAAUCAACAUUUAUCUCAAGUGACCAUCGCUCUGCACAAGGCCUUGCUGAAGGCUUAUUGAAAGCGUUGGAUGACCAGCACGGCGAUGUCCAAAAUCAAGCGCUGAAAUGUCUUGGCCCGCUGGCUAUCCGAUUGCCAUUUGAAAUACUCACAAUCCUCCUCGAGAAGUUGACCGACAUGACCGCUUCCCAAACCAUCGAUACUUCCGUCCCCAACACCGCCCUGCGUACGAUUGUCGAUACUCUCCCUCGGCCCCAAGCCGGCCAGCCCGCCCCGCAGAACGUCGUUACCGCAUACUCCGCCGUCUCAAAGAUCCUGAUCCCUCGACUAACAGGACCGACUCAGUCAGCAUCAGGUAGACGAGGCUCGGUAGUGCGGGGUAUGUUGGAGAAAGAUCCGUCCAAGGGCUUCAGCAGUGAGGCAAUCGAUGUGCUUAUUAAGGUUGUGACAUGCUUCGGUCCGCUCCUCCAGGAGUCUGAGCUGGCUACCCUCCAAGAGCCAGUUAUGGCCAUCAUCCACAAUGACACGGCUGGAACCGUUGUCACCAAGCGUGCGCUGACGGCCAUCUCGGCGCUGGUCCUCUACUUCUCCGACAACCAGCUCAACUCCUUUGUUGCCCGCCUGAUAGAAGCCUUAUCAUCAUCUAAGAUCUCUACCGUGCACCGCCGCCAUUUAAUUGCCGCCAUCGGCACAAUCGCUCGCAGUGCCCCUGCGAAGUUCGGCCCCCACUUGAAUAGCCUGGCACCUUUCGUCUUUGCCGCAGCGGGAGAGGACGGUAUUGUAAACUGA
This is a messenger RNA of Penicillium pulvis, 909 nucleotides long. RefSeq lists its product as uncharacterized. NCBI's taxonomy places the organism in Eukaryota, Fungi, Ascomycota, Eurotiomycetes, Eurotiales, Aspergillaceae. Gene Ontology annotation, biological process: protein ubiquitination; SCF complex assembly. The transcript is spliced from 2 exons. The coding region runs from base 1 to 909 and encodes 302 amino acids. Gene Ontology annotation, cellular component: nucleus. The record is from RefSeq and is a predicted model, not a curated record.